AUGACAGACGCCACCGUUGACGAGACGCCCAUCUCGCCCACCCGCAGCUUGGAGCGCCGCGACAGCUUGGAGAAGCAUCUCCAACACCGUCCGGAUGUCCAGGAUCUGAAGAACCGAAACAUUUUGCUCGACACAAAUACUGCACCAGCCCUGCAAGCAAAGGCUCUUGAGCUCGAGCGCCAACGCGCCACAGAUAACCUCAAAAAGGGCCUAGAGCACCGUCCCGAGCGCGAGGAGCUCGUCGAGCGCAACAUCUUGCCACACUCCAACGCCGCUCCCGCCCUCCAAGGUCACCAGAAGGAGCUCGAGAAGAAUAUGCGCGCAGACAACUUGGAGAAGGAGCUCCAGCAUCGACCCUCCCCUGAGGAUCUUGUCAAGAAAGGCAUUCUGGAGGCCGACGAGAACCCUUUGAAGGAGUCGUGA
This is a messenger RNA of Didymosphaeria variabile, 423 nucleotides long. RefSeq lists its product as uncharacterized. Bases 1 to 423 code for a protein of 140 amino acids. The transcript is spliced from 2 exons. The record is from RefSeq and is a predicted model, not a curated record. Lineage: Eukaryota; Fungi; Ascomycota; Dothideomycetes; Pleosporales; Didymosphaeriaceae.